UUUGAAAAACAAAUUUUAUUUGUCGGCCAACCACUGUCAACCUCAAACCAUCUGACGAACUCCAUCCAUCACUGGGUUGCUGGGGAGCUACUUCAUCAUCCUCAACACGCGAUAUUUCUUCAAACCAAUUCCCGCCUUGCAUCAUCAAGGUUGAUUUAUCUACCUCACAUUUAUUCUUUUUUACAGAGCUCUUGUCAAAUUCUCUCUUAUUAAUUGUUUAACUGCUCAUCCCAAGCCGCUAUAAUGUCUCGAGGAGGUACUACUCUCUACGUGACUGGCUUUAGCCAUGGCACGCGUGCUCGCGACCUCGCCUACGAAUUCGAACGCUAUGGCCGACUUGUCCGUUGUGACAUUCCAGCACCUCGAUCUGCGAGUAGCAGACUGUUCGCCUUUGUGGAGUAUGAGGAUCGUCGUGACGCUGAUGAUGCGUACCACGAGAUGCAUAACAAGCGUAUCGGCCGUGACGAUCUUCUGAAGAUUGAGUGGGCCCGUACUCCUCCGUCUGCGUCUUGGCGUUUCGAUAGUGGUCGUGACCGCGACAGGCGUGACCGUGGAGGCCGAUCUCCCCGUCGCGGCCGUUCGCCUUCUCCCCGCCGCAGCACUCGCGAUUACUCUCCCAGAAAGGACGACCGCCGUGACCGAGACCGCGAUCGCGAUUAUGACCGUGACCGCCGCGAUACCCGCGACCGUUCUCGUUCCCCGGACCCUCGGUACAAAUCCCCGUCCAGCUCACCUAAAGCCCCAGUCAAGGAGCUUACACCUUCACGUAGUGACCGCGACCGCGACGAUCGUGACGAACGCGACCGCCGUGACAACGGUACUAACGGUGAUGAUCGUAAAGCUGUCGACAGUCCUCCUCCUCAACAUGACGACUUGGACGUUGCUGAGUAAUAAGUAUACCUGGCUAUCUUACCUCUUCAGCAGUGGGUUGCAUUUGCAACGUGUGAAUUAGAACUCUCCUUUGUUGUACGGGUGUUUGGCUUUGUGUUUCCUCUGGCUUCCACUCAUAUUCUAGUUCCGAUUUCAUCAUCGACCGGCCUACGACCCUGUGUACACAACUGGCGGGGAGGCUGAAUUUCCGAGACGAUGCAUUUGAUACUACCGAGAAAGAAUCUAGGCUCUUUUCCCUUUCGAGAGGAACGAUAAUCAUAAGAUGAAGGCGGAUGAAGGUAGCAGAGGAUGCGCCUUGAGGAACCAUGUUCCUAAUCAAAAUUAGUUUAGAGCAAAUUCACUUUGACCCUGCGCAUUAUUAAUGAAAAUGAGUUUUUGUUACUUUGUAUCGAUUUAUGCUGUUAACUAAUGGUAAUACUGUAUUGUAUAUUUUAUAAUUGUAUUGGAAGGCCAUCAGAUUCCGUUCUAAUAGCUAAUCAUGAAAGCGUUGUUUA
Messenger RNA from Daldinia caldariorum, 1385 nucleotides. Its product is annotated as RNA-binding domain-containing protein. The annotation marks the transcript as partial. Gene Ontology annotation, molecular function: RNA binding. Gene Ontology annotation, biological process: mRNA splicing, via spliceosome. The record is from RefSeq and is a predicted model, not a curated record. NCBI's taxonomy places the organism in Eukaryota, Fungi, Ascomycota, Sordariomycetes, Xylariales, Hypoxylaceae. Gene Ontology annotation, cellular component: nuclear speck. The transcript is spliced from 5 exons.